Messenger RNA from Conger conger (European conger), 5606 nucleotides. Its product is annotated as C-Jun-amino-terminal kinase-interacting protein 1-like. Bases 37 to 2115 code for a protein of 692 amino acids. NCBI's taxonomy places the organism in Eukaryota, Metazoa, Chordata, Actinopteri, Anguilliformes, Congridae. Gene Ontology annotation, molecular function: protein binding. The record is from RefSeq and is a predicted model, not a curated record. Gene Ontology annotation, biological process: regulation of JNK cascade. Gene Ontology annotation, cellular component: cytoplasm. The transcript is spliced from 12 exons.
UCACUGUAUUACUACUUUGUCGGAUGUAACGCAUGGAUGAUUAGGGGGCAAGGAAUGGCGGAUAGAGAUAAAGGAAAACCUCCAUCAAAGACUCAUUUCCUGGGCUUGCGGAUUGUGUCUUCUCCCAGUUACCGGCUGACCCAAGACAUCAGUCUGGAUGAGUUUGAAGAUGAAGACCUGUCUGAGAUCACAGAGAUCGCUGAUGACUGUGGGAUGAGCCUCAACUGCAAUGGUGUGGUCAUCAAGGGUCACCUGACGCGCAGGGCCAAUGGCGUGCCGGGGAAGGCGGAGGGGCGGGGCUCCGGCAGGCUGCAGGCUGAGGCGCUGCACUUGGACCUGAUCGACGCUGCGGGCGAGAGCCGCGACCAGCACUCCGCACCCCCCGCCGACAAACCCGCUCCCGUCGCCAUGGAUACCUACCGGCCCAAGAGACCCACCACCCUUAACCUCUUCCCGCAGGUGCCUCGAACUCAGGACACGUUGAACAACAACUCCUUCGGUAAGAAGUACAGCUGGCAGGAGAAGGUAUCGUGCUCAUCCUCGCCUCUGAAAACAGGGGAGCUCACGCCAGCCCACGUAUGUUUGAGCGACGAGGACAAGGUCCAACAUGGCGUGGGGGCCCAGACCAAAGACAAAGGCACCUCGGUGGACGGCCCGUGCCAGAAGGCCCCACGGGCCUCAAAGACACAGGACAGGCCCCCUCACAGCCAAUCCCAGCCCCCUCAGACUCAGGCCCCGCCUCCAUACACUCAAGCCCCGCCCCCGGGGGAGGGGCACCGCGAGCGUGUCCGCUACCCCACGCUCGUGCGUCUGGAGCCCGACGAGGAGAUCUGCCUGACCCCCGUGCGCGGAACCCCGGACCCCCCAGAGCAGGAGAGGCCCCCGGUCUCCCGCAACGGCGAGGCCAGCCGAAUGUCCGUGGGCUCGGACGCUGAGGGACCCCCACCUUACCAGCCUCUCCCCGACCGGACAAACCCCUCCAUCAGCGAGGAGGACGAGGCCUACGCCCCCGCCGUCAGCGAGCCGGACACGCCCGGCGGGGGGCCCCCCGGGGCCCCGCGGACUUCCGUGGGCUCGGAGGCCAGCGGCCUCUCCUACGACUCGGUGAAGUACACGCUGGUGGUGGACGAGCACGCCCAGCUGGAGCUGGUCAGCCUGAGGCAGUGCUACCAGGGCUACAGCGACGACAGCGACUCGGCCACCGUCUACGACAACUGCGUCUCCUCGCCCUACGAGUCCGCCCUGGAGGAGGAGGAGGAGGAGGAGGAGGAGGAGGGGGGGAGGAGCCGCAGGGCGCGGAGGGGCGCCCCCCGCCUGUCGGAGGACUCCUCGGCCUCAGCCGACCUGCCGUUUUCCCGGAGGUUCCUCAACGUCUUCAUGAACGCGCGGUCCCGCUCCUCCAGCGCCGAGUCCUUCGGCCUCUUCUCCUGCGUUAUAAACGGAGAGGAGGUGGAACAGAGUCAUCGAGCUGUCUUCAGGUUCGUGCCGCGGCACGCCGGCGAGCUGGCGCUGGAGACCGACGACCCGCUGCUGGUGCAGGCGCAGGCGGAGGACUUCUGGUGCGAAGGCUGCAACAUGCGCACUGGCGCCCACGGCAUCUUCCCAGCCUACUACGCCCUGGAGGUCGUCAAGGAGCCUGACCAAUACAAAGAAAAAAGCACCAAGUGGGUAGAAAAAUUCCGGGUGAAAUUCCUGGGCUCUGUUCACGUGCCAUAUCACAAAGGGAAUGAUGUUCUCUGCGCAGCUAUGCAAAAGAUCGCCACGAGCAGAAGAAUGACUGUGCAGUUCAACCCUCCAGCCUCCUGCAUACUAGAAAUCAACAUUAAAGGCGUGAAGAUAGCAGUUCAAGACGAGUACAGCUCUUUUGACAGAGGAAAUAAAUGCAGUCAUUUCUUCCAGCUUAAGAAUAUCUCCUUCUGUGGUUAUCAUCCAAAGAAUAACAAGUACUUUGGGUUCAUCACGAAGCACCCUGCUGACCAGAGGUUUGCUUGCCAUGUCUUCGUUGCUGAGGACUCCACCAAGCCACUGGCGGAGUCUGUGGGGAGAGCUUUCAAGCUUUUCUACAAGGAGUUUGUGGAGUUCACAUGCCCCACAGAAGACAUCUACCUUGAGUAGCCUGUUCUGCCCGGCUUGGCGUCCUUGUACAGUAUUGUGUAUCACUACAUGUUGCAUGAUGGAGAGAAGAACGAAGAACACCAAUUCAUUGGCGAAAGAGAGAAAGUGAUCUACUUUGGGCUGCAGGAUUUUCUUUUGGGAGAAAAAGAAAAUGUAUAAUCAGGCCAAAAAACGUAAAGGGGUUUUGAUAGUGUAUUAAUUUAUCAAGGUGUGCUUCCCAUUAUCCCAACUCUCACCUGAAAGCACAAUUUUAAAGUGCAAUUUUUAGAGUGUACACUUCACUGAAUGGAUGCGGAAGACACUUUGGGCAUAUAUUUUUGUGAUGUCAUAUUUAAGAGAAAUACACUAUCAAUUCCAUGGUGCUCUGCUGUAAAAUAAAUAAAUAUGAAGGCCACACAUUUUUGAUGCAACGUAGGUAUUUAUUGGCUGUUUUAUGGUGAAAGGGUGAUGUGAGAUUAUCAGGUUAUGACUGAGAGGAGGAUCCUGUGUUUGCACAGGGGCAGAGACCCAAAUAUAUCUUUGAAUCGUUUCAUCACCCCAAAAUCCUGUAUCAAACUGCAAAAAGUCUUUGUCAUGAACAUUUGAGGAAGAGUCCAAAAAAAUAUUAUCCUUUGCAAAAACGUUAUCUGGGGGAAAUGAUGAUUGGAUGAAAAAGGCUGGGAAUUAAAUAGAUUAGCGUCUGUAAAGAGCACACACUGUCUUCUACAGAAAUGAAAAUGAAUUUAUAGACGACUGACACGUGUGUUGCACUGAGCAGCGGGGCCAGACCUGGCGAACAACAUUCCAGGACCAGUGGGCGUAUAUGCAAAAUCAUUAACGCAUUCCAGUCAAGUUCACCUCCGCCAACCGAGAACCAUAAUGCAAUCAUAGAUACAUACAGCUAGAUUCAUAUUCAUGCCAUUGCUGAUAUGAUAUCACUGAACUAACUCUAUAUCCUGGUAUUGACUGUGGUGUAAGUGGAGUGUGGGGGAAUGGGGAGUUAAAGAUAGCAAGCCAUGUGAAGUUUUGCUUGAUUGUUGAUCAUUUUUUUGCUGCUUGAUAAAUGUCGUGUCCUCUCCCCCAGCUGUGUAUCUGCGGUGUGGAUGAGUGGAGAGGAGUUAUGGACGUCCCUUUUUAAUUGGAUAUCCCCCAGUGUCGAACUCUUGAAUUUAAUCCGCUGCGCUCUUUUAUUCUGCUGAUAUCGCAGCGAUCUGAUACUGAGAAGGCAAGCUUAUUCAGGAAGCAGGCAUGCACUCAGCUGCCAACAGCAUAUUGCAGCAAACUGAAGGGCUAGCAUUGUCUGCAAAUGUACUAUCCCCCAGCUGAAACUAAUCCGCUACGACUAACCUUUUGGGACAUUUUUACCAACCCAGAUAUUUCACCAGAUCAAAAUAUGUAUUUGAACUGAAAUGUUUAAUUGAAGGGAGCUUAGAGCAUAAUUUUGCUUAGGAAAUGCUACACCCAGAACAGGGAGGGGUGAGGUUUUCUAGGAAGCACAAUUGGACUCUUGGUGUCUUUCUGAAAAUAGUACCUAUUUUCAUGGUGAUUCUGAUCUGUUUUUGUUUUAUUCAUUGUUCAGAGUUGUGGAUCUGUCAGAGUUGGCGAAUGCUUUAUCUUUAUCUAGCGCGCCUAAAUCCUUGCCUGUUAGCUAGACCCAUCCUACAUUAGUACCUACUGGGUCUAGAAAUGCUGUUAUUCUAUUCUCAUUGAAGUGCUCAUUGAAACAGGGAAUUUGCCCCAAAAAUGGUUUGUGCACACUGAUUGGUUAACAUUUUUUUUCUUCUGCAGCAGGGCAACACCUUCACUGAAAAUACAUUUUUUUGUGUGUUGGCCUUUUAAUUCAAGGGAGAGACAUACAGUAAUUAGUUAAAUUCGUAAAUACCAGCCCUUUCAUUAAAUAAGUUAAAUUCGUAAAUACCAGCCCUUUCAUUCAAUAAGUUAAAUUCGUAAAUACCGGCCCUUUCAUUAAAUAAGUUAAAUUUGUAAAUACCAGCCCUUUUAUUAAUUCUGAGACUAGUUCAAAGGACUUUGUGAGGGUCUGGGUAUCAGGCAACCUAAAAAAGAAAGGGUGGUGACCAGAAAUGCCAACUUUUCUUACAGGAAGUGAACUGUGCCUGUGUGCUCCUCACUACAUUGCAAAUCUGAAUUUCAAGAGACCAUACACAUACGUGCAGGCGACCUCUGUGUGUCAUGGAAAGAUCACUGUGAGCUUUGAACCUGUCAAUGAUAUCAAAACUUCACUGUCCACUCUUUCUGAAGGUGAUAUGGAAAUUCAGACCAGCUGAGGGCCACUAUCAGUGUUGUCCGUGUGGUUUGUUUUUGUACCAGCACAAGGGGGGUGUGCCGCUGUUUAUUGGAACCCUAUUCCAAGCUUAUAAGAAUUUCUGUAAGAACCCUAUAGUGCGUCUGGUAAAGUAAAAGUAAAAUCUGUGUCUUUCAAGAACUUCACUAAGAUUUCAGGUCAGUACCGCAAAAGAUCCAGGCCUACAGCAGGAGAAAAAUGGCCCCUACGUCUUUGUAGCAUACGGAGCUUAAGGGAGAUCUGAACCGGCCAGGGCAGGGUGUGGACCAGGGUGGACGAGGAAAGGAGGGAGGCCAACUCAUUUGACAAAUGGAAUCAGUCCAGGGGCGGAAAUUUAGCUUCAGUACGCCCCACAGGCAUUCAAAAUGAGUCAUUGAAAAAGAUUUGUUCAUUCAGUUUGGAACCGCACUAGAGUACGUUACUGGGAGGAGGCCAGACACUGGCUCUUUAGUGGCUCUGAAUCCUGGUGAUGCUCUUGAAUGAUCAUGCUUUCACAUGGCAGCAGUGUAGGGCAGGGACAUUCAAAUCUGUAGUAGUACUGCUGGUGUCCUCUUCUGCCUGAAGUAUUGGUCCGUAGUACAAUAAUACUACCAAUGUCAGUGACUGGACUGGCGAGACAGUACAUGGGAUUAGAGGGGAGUCGUGAAAAGCAGCAGUACUGCAGGCACUGAGGACCAGCUAUGAGUAUGUCUACAGAGUAGAGUUCAAGCCUGGAAUAGGUUUCCCAGUUGUCCAGAUGUGUAAGAUGAAGGUAGGUAUGUCUGCUAUACAGUGUAGAGUUCAGGCCUGGAAUAGGUUUCCCAGUUGUCCAGAUGUGUUUCCUCUCUCCACCAGACUUUUACACUUUCUACGUUACUUUAGUCAUUACUGUAUGUAAACUGGGCUACCACUAAAAACCUUGAUCAUUUUGAUGUGACCGGCAGCAUAGCUCAAUGGGUAUAACACUUUUCUUGUUUUUUUUUUAGAGCACGAUAACAGCCACUGCUCAUUAUCCGAGCAAAACUGAACAAAACUUAACGACUUAACAACAGAAAUUCACUUUAUCUUUAAAACAUUAACAUAAAUAAAAACAGAAAAGAAUAAGGAGGUGUAAAGGUAUGCCAUAUAUAUUGUAAUUACAAUGUUACACUGUACCAGUUCAAACUGUAAUAUGUGAAAUCUUUUUUUUUUAAUGUAAUUUUUUUGUUUAUUUAAAAACUUUCAAUCAGUA